AUGGCGAAGAAAAUUAUCAUAGAACCGGUUGUUGUAGACGAGUCUCCAUUGACGACUGUCUCUAUUCUUGGCCGAGGGAGUUUCGGCUCCGUCUCUCUCACGACGGACUCAAAACAUCAACUCUACGCCAAGAAAUCAUCAUCUUUCAAACACAUGAAGAAUCUCGAGAAAGAGCUCAGGAUCAUGCUUCGUUUCCGGAAUGAUCCUCGCAUCCUCCAAGCCGCAAGCCCUCAUCUUUACAUAGGGUUAGACGUUUCUUACAUCCUUAUGGAGUUUUCGUCCAUAGGUACUCUCCACAAGAUUAUCUCACGUUUCGGUGGUAAACCAUUGCCUGAAAACAUCAUCGGACGCUCCACUCGUAUGAUCCUACAAGGACUCCAACUUCUUCACUCAUGUGGUUACGUCCACUGCGACCUCAAGCCAGACAACAUUCUCCUCUUCCCUUCCACCGCUUUUGGAGAGCCGUGGGAUCUCAAGCUCGCUGAUUUCGGAUUAUCCAAGGAGCCUAACACGGAUUCUACGUUGUCUUUUCCUGGAGCGGCGUGUUAUAUGCCGCCGGAAUCUGUUGGCCCCCACGGUGUGAUUGGACCGGCCCUUGAUAUAUGGUCUCUAGGGUGUGUUGUCUUUGAGAUGUUUGGAGGUGUGCCAGUAAAGAUGGGAGAUUCUUAUGUGUGGAGGCUCUUCCAAGAUAUCUCUCCGGUGGCCAUAGACUUCUUGAGGAGAUGCCAUACUUGGCAUCCGUCACGUAGGGCUUGCGCGGCCGAGCUCUUGAACCAUCCUUUCAUUACACAAAGAGCUUCUGUUCCAUUGCCAACUAGAAGUCAACAAGAAGACUAUCGUCCAUUCAUUACACAAAGAGUCUCUGUUCCAUUGCCAACUAGAAGCCAACAAGAAGACUAUCGUCCAUUCAUUACACAAAGAGUGUCUGUUCCGCUGCAGCCUACAAGACAACAAGAAGAUUGGCCAACGAUUCCAAGACUUCCUGGUUCGAUUUGGUGA
Molecule: messenger RNA, 999 nt
Organism: Microthlaspi erraticum
Lineage: Eukaryota; Viridiplantae; Streptophyta; Magnoliopsida; Brassicales; Brassicaceae
Source: the annotation of a GenBank genome assembly